UUGCCUAAAAUAUAGAACAAUACGUGGCCGCCGGAACCCUUGUCCACCACCGUUGGAGCCGCUCAACACCGACACGUCCUCCAUCGAUCUCGCCAACAACUCUAACCACCCACAACGACAAUCUCCAUUAGGACUCCGAUAGGGUUCUGUAGAGGGGGUGAAGCAGAUAGAGCGAUGACGUACAUACCAGAGGUGAUUAUGGUGGACAUUCUGUCGAGACUACCAGUGAAGUCUCUGCUACGAUUCAGGUGCGUAUGCAAAGCCUGGUGCACCUUAAUCUCCCAUCCCCAAUUCGUUGAAACCCACCUCCGUCAACAACAUAAACGCCCCGUAAUUGGACUCGUUGUUCCACACUCCGUGGACGACCCUCUACAUAAGGAUGAUUUAGCAGUGGAUCUUGAACUUCACUUGGGUAUCCCAAACAAACGCACUACAACAGUUCUGGAUUCUUGUAAUGGGUUGCUGUGUGUGGUUGAUUGCUAUUAUGGGUUUUAUUCCCUCAAGCCCCCUCAAAAACUCAUCCUUUGGAACCCAUCUACCAGACAGUGCAACCAUAUUCCAUGCCCUAGUUUUGUUGGUUACCAGAACUGUAUGUAUAGCUUUUUCUAUGAUCCUGGUAGUGAUGACUACAAGAUUGUAAGGAUUUUCACCUUUCUUGGUAAGGACAAAACCGGAAUCGAUAUUUUCACGCUGAAAACUAACAAGUGGAGAAGAGUUGAGGAGACCCAUUCAAGUGUAAUUGGAUAUUGGUCCGCAACUUAUUUUAACGGGAAUCUCCAUUGGCUAGCGUUCAGGUAUGGAGGGUAUGGAGAAGAUGAACGUAGUUCAAUGGUUGCUUUUAGUCUCAGAGAGGAGAAGUUCCAGGAGAUGGAAUUGCCAAGUCAACGUGCUGUCUUUGGUUUGAGGGUUUUAGGAGGAUGCCUCUGCGUGGAUGGUUUAUAUACUAAUGACAAGUGGGUGAUGGAAGAAUAUGGCAUCAAGGAGUCUUGGAAAAGCUUAAUUGCUAUCCCAUAUAGGGUUGGAGAUGGUUCAAGUUGGAAACUUCCCCGUGUGUUGCGUUUUUUGGAGAAUGGUGUGCUUCUGGUGCUUCAUGACGGGAAGUUAUUGCUCUGUGAUUCUAAAAAUAACACAUGGAAGAUCAUCACUAGUUACUGUUCGUCAGCACCUUAUGAGAGGGAAGUGGGUUUAUAUAUACAGACACUAGUUUCUCCCCAUGGUAGUGGUGACAGGCUGACGGGAAAUCAAUGAAUGGGAGGAGAGGGAAAGCAGUAAGGAAGGGAAAAGAGGUUUCGCAACACAAACUCAGCAGGCGGUAUGUAUAGGCCCAGUUCAUAUUCUAGUUCAGGAGGAUAUGGUGACCGUUAUGAUGAUGAUCGAUAUGAAGGCCGCUAUGGAAGAG
Messenger RNA from Vitis vinifera (wine grape), 1399 nucleotides. Its product is annotated as clathrin interactor EPSIN 2. The record is from RefSeq and is a predicted model, not a curated record. The transcript is spliced from 2 exons. Gene Ontology annotation, biological process: endocytosis. Gene Ontology annotation, cellular component: clathrin vesicle coat; plasma membrane; endosome. Bases 175 to 1248 code for a protein of 357 amino acids. Lineage: Eukaryota; Viridiplantae; Streptophyta; Magnoliopsida; Vitales; Vitaceae. Gene Ontology annotation, molecular function: phospholipid binding; clathrin binding.